AGGUCGAUAGGAAGAGUUGGCCUGGGGCACACUGUCUAUAUUUCUGGCCUGUCAUGUUCUAUGACCAAACAGAAAAUCCGUGAACUAUCAUGGUUUGAGAAUGAUCCUGGAGCUUCUUUUGUCAAUAUUAGCUGCCUACCCGCACUGCUUAAUUCAUCAUGUCUUCACAAGUUCUCCAACCUUUGUGAUCUGUCAACCCAUGCUACCCAUACACAUGUAUGCCGGGUUUGGCUGGAUCAAAUUGAGUAUUGUCAUGUUGGUACAAGAUUGUCACAUGCCCCUUGUGGCCAUUUUGUUAAUGAGGGUUGUAAUGGAGAGCUAAAGUGCAUCUUUUGUCACUGCAUAUGCAAUGAUGAAGUGGUUAGGAGUUUCCAUUUGAGAAUUACUAUUGCUGAUGGCAGUGCAAAAGUAUUAACCUGGUGCACUGGCCACACUGCCACGGAGUUGCUGCAAAUAACUCCAGAUGAGUUCUGUGAACUGCCAGAGGAAGAGCAAAUUAUGUAUCCUUCUUCACUUGAGAAUGAAAAGUUUACAGUGGCAUUGGUGAAGGGUCGUGGAAGUAUGGACAAUCAAAGUGUAUCGUGGGAAAUUACACGCGCAGUCAAGUAUGAAUGAACAUGAACCCCCUUGUUUCUAUUACAUGACAUCGGGUAAAGUCAACAGCAGCGAGCACGAGUAUGGUAUAAGUGUGUAACUACUUUCAACAUUGUAGUGAAGACUCUUAAUACUGUAAUGAAUAUGACCAGUGAAACCAUAGUGCUAAUAUUGGUGUAAUAGUGGAGUGCUGACUGCUGAAUUGUUGAUCGUUAGCCUAGAGGAAGCUUUUGAAUAUACUCCGUAUUAGGUUUCUUAUUGUUUUCUUUGUUGGUCUAAGAAAUACCAGCAAAAUGACACGUAACAUAGAUAUCUUAACAUGACACGUAUGUAACAUAUAUAAAGCAUUUUCCGUUCGGCCAUUCCUAGAUGCCAGCUUG
Ipomoea triloba (trilobed morning glory) is the source of this 974-nucleotide messenger RNA. RefSeq lists its product as uncharacterized. The record is from RefSeq and is a predicted model, not a curated record. The transcript is spliced from 4 exons. NCBI's taxonomy places the organism in Eukaryota, Viridiplantae, Streptophyta, Magnoliopsida, Solanales, Convolvulaceae. Bases 61 to 615 code for a protein of 184 amino acids.